Messenger RNA from Hymenoscyphus albidus, 635 nucleotides. The record is from the annotation of a GenBank genome assembly. Lineage: Eukaryota; Fungi; Ascomycota; Leotiomycetes; Helotiales; Helotiaceae.
UCCACUUUUACCUUUAAGAAGUUCAUUGAUUAUCACGUUGAUUCUUAUAAAAUUAUUUUUUUUUGGAACACCACUCCUCCUUCCUCAGCUUUUAUCGAACUUGUGUUCUCAUAUUUCAUUAAAUACAAUCAAACAUCACCCAUCCACGCUUCUUGGUCGCUUUCCAAGUCUUUAUAUAUCCCAUAGCUUCGGAAUGUCUUUCAAAUAUGUAAGGAUACAUGACAACUGAUUCAUUUACACUCACUAAUAUGACAAAAGUAUAUGGACAAUGAACGCAAGUAGAUCUUUACCAAAAGAUCAAGAAACCAGGUUCCAAGGAAGACAUAGUCGAUGCAUUCUGGAUGACCCUUCUGCCUGAUUACUUCCCAAAACGACUCAACUACAGCUUACACCCCCAGCGACACCAGAACAAUACGGAUAAAGCUAUUGACGUGGUAGUGGGGGUACGAGUGAUCAGGCAUAACGGUUUACAAUCUGUGAUUCUCAUAGAAGAUAAGCGCAGAGGACUGGAGACACGAAAUGCCCAGUGGGCUGAUGCUCUUAGCCAGCUCACUGACUAUAUGCUAGAGACGCGCAAGGAGAAAGAGCAGGCUCAGUCACAAGUGCUUUAUGGAGCCGUCAACAUCGGAACAUAG